CUUUGAAGUGUGCCAAACACUCUUUCCUUCGCUGUUUUCCCUGUCUCCACCUCAUAAAUUAUCUCCUCAUGAAAAUGCACAGGGCAAAAUCUGCAGGGAGAGGAGGCACACGUGGAAAAGAUUGCUUGAAUCAAAUCACAACCGUGCUGCUAUCAAAAAGAGUUUAUAACCAUUACAAUUGCAGCCUUAACCAUGUUUUCCAUGCAACAGUAUCUUUCCCAGAUGGUACAAUAGAAGAAAAAGUAACUUGGCAACUUUAUCUGGUAUGCUUUCUAUGAUGAUGAUGAAGAUGAAUUAUUAUUUGUAAGGCACAUUUCAAAUAGUUAAGCAUUCCACAUACCAGUGUUGUAUAUUAAAGAGUACACCAACCCAUCUGUACUCUAUUAUUAUUAUUAUUAUUAUUAUUAUUAUUAAUGCGCCACCCAUCUGAUUGGGUUGCACCAGUAAAACAUCAGCCAUUUAAAACUUCACUGAGCAGGGCUGCCUUCAGAUGUAUUCUAAAAGUCAAAUGCAGUGGUACCUUGGUUCUCAAACGUAAUCUGUUCCAGAAGUCCAUUUGACUUCCAAAAUAUCCUAAAACCAAGGGGCAGCUUCUGAUUGGCACAGGUGCUCCAGAAACAAUAGCUGACAGCCACAUCAGAUGUUCGGCUUCCGAAAAAUGUUUGAAAACCGGAACACUUACUUCUGGGUUUUCAACAUUCAGGAGCCAAUUUGUUCAUCAACAAAGCCAUUUGAGAACCAAGGUUCCACUGUAGUUGUUUAUAUGUUUGAUAUCCAAUGGGAUGACAUUCCACACGGUGGGUGCCACUACCAAGAAGGUCUGGUUUCCUGUAGCUUCACAUCUUGCAGUGAACGAACCACCAGAAAGCCCUCAGAGCUGGACCUCAGAUGGGGUAGUGGUGCUGAGGCUGUAAGACCAGUGUUAAAGAACUGAAUCUGUGUUUAGUGUGAAAUUCCUAGCUCAUAUUCUUAGGCUGAAAUCCUAUAUACACCAGGAGCAGCCAGGUAUUGUUGGACUACAACUCCCAUUAGCCCCAGCCAGCAUAGUCAUUUGUCAGGGAUGAUGUGAGAUGUAGUCCUACAGUAUCUGGUGAGCACCCCAUUGGUCACGCGUGCUGCACACACUUACUUGGGACUUACUUCUGAGGAAGCAUAGCAUUAUGCCAGGCUUCCUCAACCUUGGCACUCCAGAUGUUUUGAGACUACAAUUCCCAUCAUCCCUGACCACUGGUCCUGCUAGCUAGGGUUCAUGGGAGUUGUAGGCCAAAAACAUCUUGAAGGCCGAGGUUGAGGAAGCCUGCAUUAUACUGUUAAACUACAUUCUUAGCCCUUAUCAGUUAGUUAUGUGAGGCUUUCCUGCAUGGAAAGCAAUGCAUCUCCAAUCUGAUCAGAUUUAUUACCAGUAAUAAAGGACAAUUAAAACUUUUUAUUUUUCAGGUAGAGGAUAGCCCUCCCCCGCCAAACACCAGCACCAUUGGAAAAAUAAUCAGCCACAAAGGGAGAAAAUGAGGCAUAAUCUGUAUUACAUUGCAGACAGAAAUAGAGAACACAAAUCUGAAUUUUCAAGUGAUACUAUUCAUACAGUAACAAAUAUAAUAAUUGUGACCAUUAAUGAGUGUACCAACCCAACCUUCAUUUAUGCUUCGGUUUAAAGAAUAAUUUAUCCUUUAAUCAAUGAAAGGUUUUCAUUUUAAUUAAAAUUAGCUAACGC
Podarcis lilfordi (Lilford's wall lizard) is the source of this 1711-nucleotide messenger RNA. Lineage: Eukaryota; Metazoa; Chordata; Lepidosauria; Squamata; Lacertidae. The record is from the annotation of a GenBank genome assembly.